AAGGACGCGAGAAGGGUGCGGAAAAAGCGGAGAGAGAGAGAGAGAGAAAAAAAAACCUGUCUCGUCGUCUCGAACCUUCUCGCCUCCCUCCCUCCCUAACCCUCUUCGUCUUCGCCGCCGCCGCCGCCGCCUCCGCCUCCGCCGUCGUCUCCCCCCGCCUCUGUCUACCUCCUCGGCGGCCGAUCCUCCUCCCCCGCGCCCGCCUCGCGCCCGCUGAGAUGGACGACAGCUGCGCAGUGUGCGCCGACGCGCUGGAGUGGGUGGCCUACGGGGCCUGCGGGCAUCGCGAGGUGUGCUCGACAUGCGUCGUCCGCCUCCGCUUCGUCAUGGGCGACAGGCGCUGCUGCAUCUGCAAGACCGACUGCGCCUUCGUCUUCGUCACCAAGGCUAUGGGCGACUACACAAGAGUGAUAAAUGAUUUCUCUGUUUUCCCUCCUGGGCCAAUUGAGGGAAAGGUGGGGGAGUACUGGUACCAUGAGGAUAGUCAGGCAUUUUUUGACGAUGCUGACCACUACAAGAUGAUAAGAGCAAUGUGCCGGCUUUCUUGUAGUGUAUGUGACAAAGCUGAAGACCCAGCUGGUCAGGCAGCACAAGCAAGGCGCAAAAGCAGGUUCAAGAGCAUUGAACAGCUGAAGGGUCAUUUGUUCCAUCAACAUAGGUUAUAUAUGUGCAGUCUUUGCUUGGAGGGGAGGAAGGUGUUCAUUUGUGAACAGAAGCUUUAUACAAGGGCACAGUUAAAUCAGCAUGUAAAAACUGGCGACUCUGAGGUGGAUGGCUCUGAGGUUGAGCGCAGUGGUUUUGCAGGGCAUCCAAUGUGCGAGUUUUGCAGAAGCUCAUUUUAUGGGGAUAACGAGCUUUACACACAUAUGUCUCGAGAUCACUAUUCAUGUCACAUAUGUCAAAGACAACAUCCUGGGCAGUAUGAUUAUUUCCAGAAUUAUGAUGACUUGGAGUUGCAUUUCCGUAAAGAUCAUUUCCUCUGUGAAGAUGAAGCAUGUUUGGCCAAGAAGUUUGUAGUCUUCCAGAGUGAAGCAGAGCUCAAGAGACAUAAUGCUAUGGAGCAUGGUGGGCGGAUGUCUCGUGCUCAGAGGAAUGCUGCACUUCAGAUACCAACCAGCUUUAUAUAUCGAAGAAACGAGCAAGAUGAAAGGCGUGGUAGAGGUAGGGGGCGCAAUUCUCACCGUAAUGGAUCUGACAGGGAUAUACCCCCUGUGCAAAAUGGCAGUGCAAUUACAGGCAACGGUCUUCCAAAUCGAGUUGAUAAUAUUAUAGGGUCUGUAAGCGUCAGUUCUAGUUCUGGGCGAGGAGAAACUGGACAGAGCUCAGACAAUGGACGUGUAUUUGAGCACUUGUCCUUUCCUCCUCUUCAAGACCAGGAUACGCCUGAUGCAAGGAUGGAUUCUGCUCCUGAUGAAACCUCAUUCCCUUCCCUCUCAGAGCAGCCAUCCAGAUAUGCACACAUCCUUAGUCAGAGUUCCCUUUCUGCCAAGCUUGGGGAUGAGUCAUUAUUCCCUCCAUUACCGGGAUCAAGUAGCAACAGGGGUUCUGCUUCAACUCAACAGGGGCUACAAAGUCUAGCGAAGAACACGCUUGCAUCAAGGCUUCAGCAGCGUAGCAAGGGCAAUGUGAAAGUAUUGCAUUCUGCCCGGCCUCGCCCAUCAGAAAAUCCUGAAUUAGUCCCUCCUGUUUCUAGCUCUGCGCAGAUGUGGCCUACACCUGAUCAGGGGCUGCUUCAUUCUAGUUCUUCUCAGCUUCGAAUUGGAAGAGAAAAUGGUAUUAUGCCAUCUGCCUCUAACUCAGUAUGGAAUCCUGGAAGUGGAGCUUCAAACAGGAUGAAGCACUCUGUUUCUACUCCUAAUCUUGUGUCUGGUGGGUCUUCUGUUCAGGCAUCAUCAAGUACAUCUAAUGGUGGCAAUAAAAAUCAACAGACGCCGCAAAGCAGCCAAACAUUGCCUGCAGAUGAUGUGCGUGCUGCCAAUAAGACCCUGGUUGAAAGAAUGCGCAGUGCUUUAGGCAUGGAUGAAGAUAGGUACACUGCAUUUAAAGAAAUCGCUGGUGAAUAUCGUCAAGGCAUCAUUGGUACUUUAGAGUAUCUUUCAUAUGUUGAGCAAUUUGGUCUGUCACACCUUGUGCCUGAGAUGGCUAGGCUGUUACCUGAUCCUCAGAAGCAGAAGGAACUUGCUGAUGCCUAUUACACCAAUAUGCGAUUCAAAAGCAGCCUCCAAGAGAACUGUGAUGGUUUAACCGUUAGCUCAAAAGAGGGUAACCGCAAGAAAAAGGGCAAGGGAAAAGCUCAUGAUGUUACAGAAAAUAAUGCUGCUCCUGCUAAGGAUGUGAAGGAUUUGCUAGCAGAUAGCUUUCUGGACACUGUAAGGAAGCUUCAGGUAAACAAUAAGACUCAGGAAGGAGUGGCUGAGGUUCUGUCAAGGGAUGGGUAUCGAUCUUCCAAGGGAAAGGCUCAACUAAUGACUGGAGGUACAUCAUCUGAUAUAGAUGUGAGUCUAGACAAUGAUCCUGGUGCCAUUUCAAAGGCUUCUGGUGCCAAAGAUGAUGUAGGCAAGGGAGGAGGUAGCAGCAGUAACAAUAAUAAACAAUCAAAGAAGACAUCAAAGUUUCUCAGAGCCCGAUUAGGGGACAACUCCUUAGCUACACUUGAUUUGAGUCGUCCUACGACGAGCCCUGAACGACCGGAAAGGGAACAGCAAGGCCCACAGAUGGGGUUGCCUAUGCGAGGUGUUUGGAAAAAUGGAGGGGGCCAGAAGCUUUUUUCAAGCAAUGGAAGGAAGUAAAAUCAUUUUGCAGCUGCAGUUUUGAAAUAGUAUAAGCAGAUCCUGUUGCCAAGUGCACAUUAUGUGAUCAAGCUGGCUGAUCGUGGAAACUUGAUUACUCCUCUGAAGAUCACCGCCUUUGAGUUACAUUUCACUUUCUUAUUUUGUUUGCCAAAACUUGAAGUGAGACUGAUAGUCAUGGUCUGAUAUCACUUUGCUCCCAGUUAGUGGAAUCUAUUGGUAGACGAUAUUUUACAUGAGCUCUGCCAAAUAUUAUAGUGGUUUUCCCACUAUGGUUUCAUUCUGGGAAUAUUAUCUGUGUUCAAGGCUGUCCCUGACUGGAUUGGUAAAAGAAAAUCCCAAUAUUCUCCUUGUUAUUUAUACUUGUCAUUUGCUACAUGCUGUGGUAUUGCAAAGAGCGAUCAAUGCAUUGGAUCUCUCUUCGAGAGAGACCCUUUAUGUCCA
This is a messenger RNA of Oryza brachyantha (malo sina), 3233 nucleotides long. RefSeq names its product E3 ubiquitin-protein ligase hel2. The transcript has 7 exons. The record is from RefSeq and is a predicted model, not a curated record. Gene Ontology annotation, molecular function: ribosome binding; ubiquitin protein ligase activity. Lineage: Eukaryota; Viridiplantae; Streptophyta; Magnoliopsida; Poales; Poaceae. Gene Ontology annotation, biological process: rescue of stalled cytosolic ribosome; protein ubiquitination. Bases 219 to 2789 code for a protein of 856 amino acids.